This is a messenger RNA of Charadrius vociferus (killdeer), 1722 nucleotides long. It is a transcript of the gene BCAS1, whose product is annotated as breast carcinoma amplified sequence 1. Bases 1 to 1722 code for a protein of 573 amino acids. The record is from RefSeq and is a predicted model, not a curated record. Gene Ontology annotation, biological process: myelination. Lineage: Eukaryota; Metazoa; Chordata; Aves; Charadriiformes; Charadriidae. The transcript has 12 exons.
AUGGGGAAUACAAUGAGUGUCCCAGAGGAAGCUGAAGAAGACAAUACAUGCACAGGAAAGAGCUACCAGGCUCUAUCUGAAUCUCCUGAUAACAUUAAAAAUGGAUCUGCUGCAUUUGUUCAGACUCAUUCUCCUGCAAUGAAUGGUGAAGGGCGUACUGAAGAUCCAGCUACAGAUUCAUCAGUUGGAUCGGCAAAACUUGAUGUCAGCUCAGAGGCGCCCGGAGUGAACAAAGCCCCAAGUGACAGCGCGGAGGUUCCCGCAGCAGCUGCGCGGGAGGAAGACGCGCAUAAAAACCUGACCCGGGCCCCGCCGGCAGCAUCGCUUCACGACAUCGAUCUCGCAGCGUCAGUGACACCUGAGGGAGAGGAUGCGGCUGCCUCAAAGCCAAAACAAGUAACCUUCUUUGACAGGAUCUUCAAACUGGAGAAGGGAAAGGAAAGGAGUAAAACGCAAAUUGAUACCCAAGAGGAAAGGCAGACUUCAGACCUUCCUGACGGGCACAUCCCAGCAAAGGAGGCUGCCGGAUUACAGAGCCCAUCAAACAGUGUCCCGCAGGGGAAGGAGAUAGAUGCCUGCAACCAAAAAGACCUACUGCAGGACUCGGCAGGUGUCAACGGUCUCACUGCUGAGCAACCUGAGAAGGCAGAGGUAAAACAAGACAACCCCCAACCAAUUGCUGCAGUAGACAACUCCGUCAUGAGUUUCCUUAAAACAUUGGUCUCCCCAAGCAAAGCUGAAGCCAAAAGUGAUUCUGAAGACAAGGGAUCGAAAGCGGAAAAAGGCCAUGGUGGGCAGCCUGCUCCGAAGACAGCGGCAGAAUCCCAAACUAAAGGGGCCAAGAAAAAGAAGGCAGAGAGUCCCAAGCUAGGACACAGUACAUUUAGCAAACUCUUUAGGCAUAAGGCUGCAAAAGAGACCCAACAGACAACUAAUACCAAAAGCACUGAACAGCAGCCUGUUACCUCUGUAAAAUCAGACAAAAACGUCCCUUCCUCUCAAGAGCCGCAGACAGCUAAGCAGAAUAUAAAAGCCCCCGAGCCUGCAGCCCCACCGCAGGCAGCGGCCACCGAAGCCCCCAAAGAGGUGACGAAGGAGAAAGCAGCAUCCACUCCUAUACCACUGAGCAAGCUCUUUUGGAAAAAGAACGCAUCGGAAGAAGCAGAGAUCGUAAGCAAUGAAAAAGCAGACGCGUCUUUAGAAGCUGUGGCUCCUGACAAAGACGAGAGUAAGAGCCCAGAAGCUGCAGAAGUGAAACCUAGAAGAGAAGAAAGCAAAACCCCCAAAGCAAACCUGAGAAAGUUUUUUAAACUGUCAGUCAAGGGUGAUGGAGGGACAACCAGUUCAGCAGAGGUAAAUGGCCCAAGCCCCAGUCAGCAAACAUUAAACUCCACAGAGAGGCCAGUUGCCCCAGCCGAAAGUGAACCUGUGGGCCAAAAGAGCAAAGAGGGUUCAAAAGACAAGAAGUCUACCGUGGAGCUGAGCAAGCAGAAAGGCAGCAAACAGGAAACCAGGGAGCAGCCAGACUCCAGGGAGCAGCAAGCAGCCGAGACCGACUCCAUCCAGAACGGAGGAGACGCUUCGAAGGAACCCUCCUUCAAGAAGACAGAGAAGAGGCAGUCACUCGGAGGGUUUUUUAAGGGCCUUGGCUCCAAAAGGAUGUCUGAUGCAGAAGUGCAAACAGAUCCAGUGUCUAUCCUACCUGCUGGGAAAUCCAAGUAA